This is a messenger RNA of Leptosia nina, 969 nucleotides long. The record is from the annotation of a GenBank genome assembly. NCBI's taxonomy places the organism in Eukaryota, Metazoa, Arthropoda, Insecta, Lepidoptera, Pieridae.
AUGUCGGCCGCUAACGUUGACGAGAGAGUAUUUGAGGAGUUACAAGCACUUGAAGCGAUAUUCUCGCCGGAUAUAAUAAUUAAAUGGGAAGAUGGUGUACCGAAAGGUGUCGAAAUGAACGUACUCCCGUCCACUUGUGAUAAUACGGACGAGCAGUAUGUACGUUUGACCCUGGAAAUUUGCCUGUCUCCAGACUACCCGGAGACUAGUCCCAAGGUUAUCAUGAGGAACCCGCGAGGGCUUGAUGAUAGAAUCCUGUCUUGCAUGCAGUCGGAUAUUGAAGACAAACUAAAUGAAAAUAUUGGCCACCUUAUUGUUUAUGAACUGAUUGAGAUGGUAAGGGAAUGCCUGACCCAGUGCAAUCUACCGCGUGGGCAGUGCGUCAUCUGCCUACACGGGUUCGUGCAAGGCGACAUCUUCAUCAAGACACCAUGCUUCCACUACUUCCACAGCCAGUGUCUGUCGAAGCACUUCAUUGCUGGGAAGAAGUAUUAUGAAGAGGAACUUGAUAAGUUACCCGCUUGGCAAAGGAUGGAAGCUAAAGCAUACCAACAAACCUGUCCAGUAUGCCGUUCAACUGUGCAGUUCAAUGUAGAUGACCUGAAGCUGGCACCACCACCUGUCGAAUCGAUUGAUGCUCAACCUUUUCAUCUAACUGAUGAAAUUAGGUCUAUGCAAGAACGCAUGGCUGCACUGAUGGCUCACCAAAUUUCGCGUGGUGGAGUCAUUGGAAUCGGUGAUACCGAACCACCACCGCUCAUCAUCACUGACCCAGCAGACCAGCAGGAGCCGAAGUCAUCCACCAGCGGUACCCAAAGCGCACCCCGACCGGAGACAUCUACCAGCGUCCGUACCACAGGAAACUCUGCUUCCGGCGCCCCUGCUUCGCCCACACGCCCUCCCUAUCGGCUAAGGGGCUUCAAUCGACGCGGCAAGCCGGGAAGGCGAGGCCGCGGCGGUUCGCGGUGA